Bombus impatiens (common eastern bumble bee) is the source of this 4786-nucleotide messenger RNA. Its product is annotated as balbiani ring protein 3. Gene Ontology annotation, cellular component: basement membrane; extracellular region. Bases 535 to 4530 code for a protein of 1331 amino acids. The record is from RefSeq and is a predicted model, not a curated record. Gene Ontology annotation, molecular function: serine-type endopeptidase inhibitor activity. Gene Ontology annotation, biological process: cell-matrix adhesion. The transcript is spliced from 9 exons. NCBI's taxonomy places the organism in Eukaryota, Metazoa, Arthropoda, Insecta, Hymenoptera, Apidae.
UGGCAAUCCAACGAUUUUGUCGGAAUUUUUCGACGAAAUUUUCGAUGUAAAACGAUCGAAGCCAGUAGGAUUGGCGUUGCACGUUUCCUGGUGUUACGCCGGUGUCCAGAGACUGGCGUACGUCGACAGGGCCGUAGAAUUCUAGAAGGGGGUCAUCAUACGAGGCCGGCUCCGCCGAACGCACCGAGCCAGGACAGUAUACGAACGUCAUUCGGCGCGGACUGAGCGGCGAAAGGCGCGUUACCUGUGAGCGGUACCGCAAUUUCGAAUCGAAGUUUGCUCUCUCGUGUCUGCUUUUCUCUUUACGAACGGGAACGGCUUGCGAUUCAGUGCAACGAUCAUCGUAUAAAUCUACGCGAUAUUUGCGAUUUCUACGUUGAGCCAGUGCGAGGAAGAAAGAAAAAAGAUCACGAGGGAGAUCUACGGAUUGUUUCACGGAGAACGAAGGAUUAAUUGGCUGCACGUUUCCACGCGUGUGAAUUAUAGAAAUCGAGAUAUAGCGAGCCGAUUAAAAAAUCACUUGAUGCGCUGAGGAUGCGCCGUGAUUUCUGCAACGGUGGGCUUGCCUGCGCCGUUGUGUGGGUGUCAUCGACCUGCUGGCUGCUACUAUCUUUGUCAUCGUCGGUCACAGCAGAGCCAUCGUUGAAAGCAAUAGGUCGAUGCCCAGCCUUCGAGGAGCAGAACGUGUGUCCCGCAAGGGCGCCAAAUUGCGAGAAUGACUUCCAAUGUCAGGCGUCGGGGGAACGUUGCUGCAAGACAGCUUGCGGCACGAAAUGCGUCAUCGGCGAGCUGACAGGAUGUGAACAGCUGGCGCAGGCAGCCGUGAGAAGAUCGCGCGCCCUUGGUCCACGUGGACCGUCGCAAUUUAUACCAAAGUGCAAUAACGAGACCGGCGAGUUCGAGAGGAUACAAUGUGAUCCGCGAGAGAAAAACUGCUGGUGCGUGGACGAAAUCGGUGCCGAAGUUCCAGGUACUAGGGGAUCCUCCAAGGAUGUGAUCGAUUGCGACAAUCCCCGCGAAUGUCCCGCACAUAGCUGUCGAAUGCUUUGUCCACUAGGCUUUGAGAUCGAGCCGAAAACUGGCUGCGCUAAAUGCGAGUGUCGGGAUCCUUGCCGCGGGGUCGCCUGUCCGGGGACCAGUCAAACGUGCGAGUUGAUUGAUGUAACAUGCGCCCGUCCACCGUGUCCGCCAAUUCCCAGCUGCCGCAAAGCGAAGUCACUGUCGACGAUUUGCCCAGCCGGUGAACCGCUGCAAAUCACGGACUCGCCGAGACCAUUCCUCUGCGGCGACUCGCCAGGGAAACCAACCUGCCCGCCGAUGUAUAGCUGCCUGGUGGAACCGAAACAGGAAUACGGAGUCUGUUGUCCAUCCAACAUUAAUCUAAAGAGACCAGGAACGUGUCCAUUGGAGGAGCCAGCUAUUUGUGGCAAUUCCUGUCAGCAUGACUUAGAGUGUCCAGGUCCUCAGAAAUGUUGCAAGAGCGAGAAGUGUGGAGGAGGAGUUUGCUCUGUUCCACAGGGACUCAGUGCUUGCCACAGAGACCGUGUGCUGGCGGAGAUGCUGAGUAUUUCUGAGAGGCAGGGCCGUGGAUAUGUUCCUCAGUGCACGGAAGAUGGAGGAUACGAAGGUAGACAAUGCUCGAGGAACGGUCUGGUUUGCUGGUGCGUGGAUAAUAACGGUCGAAAAAUAUCCGGAACCAUGGGACCGGCAGAUAAAGUCGAUUGCAAAUCAAUAACGAAGGGAAGAUCGCUUCCGGCGUCUUGUGUUUCCCAACAGUGCGCUCAAGUUUGUCAAUAUGGAUUUAAAACCGAUGCUUCCGGUUGUCCAACUUGCGAAUGCGACAAUCCUUGUGAAGGUUUUCCGUGUCCGGUUGGAGAACAAUGCGUUCUGCAUCGUGAAGACGGUUGCCCAGACUUUCUCUGUCCAACCAGACCAGAGUGUAAACCGAAGAAAUCUUAUCAGAGUCCUUGUGUCUAUGGAACUCCCCUUAUCGAUAACGAACGGAACGCCGUAACCUGUUCUGAGAACGAAACUUGUCCACAAGGCUACAAAUGCACCGUUGUACCGGAAGCUGGACAAUCGGUGUGCUGCAUGACGUCAGCCAAUUCCACAAAACCACAAACCAUGUGUGAAUACUUGAGGGAAUUCAACGACCGCAUGGAAGGAACCAGGGAAGAUAUGUCUUUAGCGAUUCCACCACCACAAUGUGAGAAAGAUGGUAGCUACAAACCGUUACAAUGUCACAAUGGUACCUGUUCCUGCGUAAACGACCGUGGAGUUGUUCUAAAAAGCGGCGUGAAUCGUAGCACUGAUUGUAAAGAGAUAAACGACCUUCUCAAACUCUGUGGAUCUUUCUCCUGCAAUUUAAGGUGCCCUUACGGCUACGAAGUAGAUGCGACUGGUUGUCAGCAAUGUCGUUGUCACGAUCCUUGUAAAGAUGUCUCAUGUGGGCCACAUGAGACCUGUACGAUGGUCGACGUGAAUUGUGGAUCAGGACAGCACUGUCCAGCUGUUCCAGCUUGUCUGGCCAUGAAACCAGGGCAGUGCCCGUAUCUGGUACCAAGUUCAUCGAGUUGCGAACUACAAUGUAGUAAUGAUCAAGAAUGUUCUGCCACGCAGAAGUGCUGUUCUACAGGUUGUGGGACGCAGUGUGUAGCUCCUGUGAUGGCCACGGCUUGCCAACACGCACGUGCAGUGGCAGAACAUGCGGCCAGAGAGUCAGGGGAACCAGCCAGAAGGAUUUAUAUCCCGAGAUGCGAUGCUAGUGGAGCAUUCGAGCCGGUUCAGUGUCACAAUAGAAUGUGCUGGUGCGUGGACAAGGAGGGCAGAGAGGCUGCAGGCACUCGUGUUCUCGAGGGAGUGGUACCAAAGUGUAACACGCCGCUCAGAUGUCCAGAGAUCGAUUGCAAGCUUGAUUGUGCCGAUGGAUUCGAACUAGAUCCUGAUAGUGGUUGUCCAAUGUGUUCCUGUCGAGAUCCCUGCAAGAGCGUGACUUGUCGGGGAGAAAACGAGGCUUGUAGAAUGGUCGAAGUAGCCUGUAGCGUACCACCGUGUCCGCCUGUACCAGUCUGUUUGCCUAAGAAAGAUAAUCCUUGUCCAAAUGGGUCUCCUUUACUAGAUCAAAAUGGUUCCCCAGCAAUUUGCGGACCACAUGGUCAACAUUGUCCAUCCACACACAAAUGUGAACUGUCUCCUCUGGAUGAAUACGCUGUAUGCUGUCCCAAACCUCGCGAAGUUUGUUUUGAACCACCACGAAAAGUACCCUGUAAUUUAGGAAUGGGUCUAAAUGAAACUGAGAGAUGGUACUUUGACCCAGAACAUAACGAAUGUAGGAGGAAAUUCGAGUGUACUCUGGGUCACAAUGAUUUCUCUAGUCGCUUAGUAUGCGAUACCGUGUGCCCUGUAUUAUCACAAUGUGAAAGACUUAGAGAGAAGAACUUGAAAACGUCUCAAAGGCUGAAGCAACCAACUUUCUUGCCCAGAUGUGACCCGGAAAAUGGCAUGUGGGAGUCUAUACAGUGUUUGGAGCAUGUUGGUGUUUGCUGGUGUGUCAACAGAAAGGGUCAACCUGUGAAAGGUUCGCUUACCAGAGGAGCAGAGCCCAAGUGUAACUUUAGGCAAGCAAGACGGGGAGGCAGAGGGCCGGCAGUUCAAGAAAUCGACCGUGAAAUUCAAGCGUUCAUGGAGAACGCUCUAAUUAACUUAGAAACUGACGAGAAGCAAAUCGGGAUGGUGUUAGGCACAAGAUGUCAGGCGAUGAAGGAUAAAGGCCACGUCCCGGCAAUUUGCGAUCGUCAGGGCAGGUUCGAGCCGACGCAGUGUGCUGGGGACACAUGCUGGUGUGUCGACGAGGCAGGCAAUCAACUCAUUGGCUCAGAACCGUUCCUGAAAGGAACGAAUAUUUGCUUGCCAACUCCGGUAGAAGCUGUCGAAGUAACUCUACGUUUCCCCGGUCGAUUCCUCGGCGCUGACGAGGCUAUACUGACCAGACAAGCAGAGGAUCUACUACAUGAUCUAGGCGCCAGAAUAAAGAACGACGUGCGAGUAGAAAUCAAUCAAGACUCAGCCAUACUUAGUUUCGAAGUAAUAGGACCGAACAAAGUAGACAUAGCAUUCCAUCUGGAAGAAUUAACCAGAAUACAGAAAUUAUCCAUGUUGGGAUCAUUCGCGGACGCAACCACUUCUCGUUUCACACACAGAUCUCCUCCAAUAGCUAUGCAGAGUAGAAUUGUAGCAUUAGAACAACGAGAAAUCCUCACAGAAGUGGAAACGCCCGUUUAUCAAACUGCUACCUUGGUUUUGGCUGCUGGAAGCGCUUUCAUAAUUAGCAGUUUGCUGAUUUUAUUGAUGUUAUACCGUAAAAAGAUGAAAAUGAAAGAUCCAUCAAAAAAUUUGGCGGCGGAUCAGCACUUCCUCGCGUACCAGCAACCAGUGUAUGUGAUAUCGGGCGUAGAACAGGAAGAGAAGAAGAAGGAUAUAGCCGAAGCGCAAGAGAGUACGUCUACCUCGGAUGUGGUCGUCGGUACAUAGAAAAGAUCAAGAGUUCGUCGCGUAGAUCGCUCUUAUUCCGUGCGCGAAUAUAGUCAUGAUCCAAGUCACGUCUACGUAAUCCCCUUCAUAUUUCGAUGAGAUAUUUAUUCUUUGAAUAUGAGAUACAUCGCGACUGCCAGAAUUGACGGUCGACCGAAUAAAUUGCAAACGGUACUUCCUUCUUUGUGGACAUCAUGCGAUAUCGAUCCCACAACAUAGGAUGUAACGUGUAGCCACAAUACGGAUUUUAUUUUAA